This is a messenger RNA of Acinonyx jubatus (cheetah), 5906 nucleotides long. RefSeq names its product arylacetamide deacetylase (gene AADAC). Gene Ontology annotation, biological process: positive regulation of triglyceride catabolic process. The record is from RefSeq and is a predicted model, not a curated record. Gene Ontology annotation, cellular component: endoplasmic reticulum membrane. NCBI's taxonomy places the organism in Eukaryota, Metazoa, Chordata, Mammalia, Carnivora, Felidae. Gene Ontology annotation, molecular function: triacylglycerol lipase activity; serine hydrolase activity.
AGAUUGAAAAUGAGCUCAAAGGCUAGGGGAAAUGAAUCCAUAGGUCUGUACACCAUUGGUUAACCAAGUCUCAUUAUUCUUUGGCCUGGAAAAAAUCUCUACUUACAUUCAUCUGACUUAGCAAGUUUAUUAAGAUCAUGGUUCUUUCAGAGCACUAAUGCAAGAGCAGUUGAUGUAAAAUGCAGUAUUUAGUGAGUAAUGCUACAAAUCCAAAGUUUUCAUUUAUACCCCCUCUUUCCUUAUGGGAAUCCCAUUGGUAAUGCAGAAGGGGGGCUCAUCCAACUUCUAGAUGGUAAACAAACACAUACACCCAAAGUCCAGCUGCUAUGGAUCAGUGCAGUUAAUCAACAACAAAUUGAACAAAAUGCAGUCAGCCAUAAUUGCAUAUUAAUUAAGAUAAAACUUGUAUAAAAGAAUAGUUAUAUGUUAAAUUGAGAAAUUUCUCUUAAAAAUUGUAUUUACUAAAUCUCCUUCAUUACUUUACUAAAUAAAGGACUCUUUAUUUGAAAAGAAUUUUAGCUGGAAAGUAUUACUUUCUCUAACUUACCAACCCAUUACCCUUACCCAAACACCUGUCUCAGUGUAACCUUUGCCAUAAACCUUUAUAAUUUGCAUAUUUGUAGCUCUUGUAUUUAUCUUGUUUCAUAAAAGAUUUCAAAAUUUAUAGAAUUCCUUUAGCACCUUCCUCUUUUCAAGGCAAGGGCUGUUGAUGUGUACAUAUGUGCCCCCACAAUAUGAGCUCUUUGAAAUCAGAAAACGUAUUUCAUUUUGGCCUUCCCAGCAACUAACACCAUGUCAGUCACAUUGAAUGAAGACAGCUACAUUGAUGCUGGAUGCUGGUAUAGGAUUUGAAUGGGACUUGACAGAAUGGAGCUUGGAAAGCUAAUCAUGAGCAAGUCAAAGAAUCCCUGAGCAGUAUUAGUUGAUGUUUGGGACGACUGUUAGAUUUUCUUCCUAGGAUUUCAAUAUAAAUUGUAGAAAUACGAAAUUAUCAUGGGAGGCUUUCUAUGAAGAAAAAAUCAAAUCACAUGAUUUAUUAAUUUUCAUUAAUAUUUUGAUUUUGUCUUGUUUUACUUAAACUCUAUAGAUACGAUUUUCUGUCAAGAUGGACAGUAAACAGACUUGAAGUGUUAUCAAGUAAUUGAAGUAUUGAUUAUACUUUAGUCCACAUGUCCUGUAUAUCAAAAUCCUCUCAACUUUACUGAAGGAUUUAUUAUGUCCAAAAUAAACCUGUGUCCCAGAUGAACUAAGUAUGGGAAGAGAAGCUGAUGUCAGUGCCUUCCCUGGGUGUGGCUAGAUAAGACAGAUACAAGUAGGUAAAAAAGGAUCUAAGUCCUAGAAGUUCAAGAAUAUUUUGAAUAAAAUUAACAGUGACACUACAUGGACAUGACCAGCUCCUAUGGAUUUCCCCUUCUCGUUAAUUUGCAGAGUUAAGAAUAAAGACCUCAGAGCCUGAGGAUCUAGGCUAAAAUGAUAGCUUUGGAAAUAUGUAAUGAAGUGAUCUUGGGAAAGAAAGAAACUUUUCAUAGUCUUAGUUCUUACAUUCCACUGUUGAUAUGAGAGCUAAGUAAUAUAAUAUAUUUAAAGUGAUAUGGGGAUUAUGUCACAUAUUUUAAACUUGGCAUGAAAUUUACUUGCUCCACAAGAAAAUGCUUCUGGAGUUUGAGCACUUAAACUCUUGGGUCCCUUAGCAAUCCAAACUACUUACAUUUUGUGAUCCUACCAUUUUAAAAGAUGGUUUGAGAGAGGGAGUCAAACUGUAAGAGAAUCUUAACUCUGGAGAACAAACUGAGGGUUGCUAGAGGGAGGUGGGCAUUAAGGAGGGCACUUGUGAUGAGCACUGGGCGUCAUAUGUAAGGGAUGAAUCACUGAAUUCUACUCCUGAAACCAGUACUACACUAUAUGUUAACUAAUUUGAGUUUUAAUAAAAUCUUGGAAGCAAAACAAAAACAAAUGUUUUCCAGGUCUUUGGAUCUUACUUAACUACUUCUGUCUGGAAAUGACAAAUGACUUUCUAUCAGGUCCUUUUUACCAGCACUAGCCCCAUAACCUCACUUAACCUCAAGAGAAGGGAUCUAAAUAUUACAGGGGUAUUUAGUGAACAAUAAGUGUCUCUAACACUGCUACUUGAUUUUGUAUGACCUUGACAAGUUACUUAAUCUUCUUAAUUUCAGGUAUUUAUCUGUAAUCUGAGACUAAUUGAAGACUGGGACAAGUGAGGUUUUAGUGUGCACUCUUAAGAGGACUCUGUACUGAUUUCACUCCAUACUGUUGACCUUGCACAAGUUUCUGAACUUUGUCUCAGUUUCUCUCUCUCUCUCUCAUGUGACAAUACUUUUGAACUUUAAAUAAGUUUUAAUUGUUUUAGUACACUUUCUUGGAUCAGAAACUGUUAGCUCUCUCCAUGAUUAUUAUAUAAUUUUAACAUGAUUAUUAUUCACUGGUAAUUUUAAUUGUAGCAAGACAAUAAAAGUAAUACAAAAUACAUAUGACCAUAUCUAUAUUACUUUGUAAAAGCUCUCAAUACUUUUCAAAUAUUUGUUGGUUCUCCCCAACUCUGAGAUUUGUUAUUUGAAGCAUAUACUGAGUUUCUUAUAUUUGAUCGUGGCCUAUUCUUUAGUAGUUACUACACCUAGUAACUGUGCAAUCAAUACAUGUUUGUUUACUGACUUGACUAGCAACAUAAUAAAGGCUGUUGGAUAUGAUAAAAUUUGCAACAGAAGAGUUCUUUGUACUUGUUACUAAGUUUAAUGAGUAAACUUAGUAACAGGACAGCCAAUGAAAUGACAGACUAAGCAGUGGAAUUUGUGUUCCGGAAGUUAGAUGACACUUUAUGAGGGUCCCAAAACGUGGGUGUAAUUUUCAGCCACUGAAUAUUUCAAGUGUAUUUGCCGUGUCACCAAGUCAAAAGAGCAGAUGAGAACCAUCAUGGGAAGAAAGACCAUUUCACUUCUGAUUAUGGGGGUUCUUGGGGCAUAUUAUGUUUAUAUACCUGUCCCAGAUAACAUUGAGGAGCCAUGGAAACUAAUGUUGGUUAACACAUAUAUGAAAACUUUAACAGAUUUGGUUCUGUUUAUUGAACUAUUGGGAAUCAACCAUGCCAUGAACAUUGUAAUGUUCUUUAUGAGCUAAGAAGUCCCACCCACAUCUGAUGAAAAUGUCACUGUGAUGGAGACAACUUUCAACAAUGUUCCUGUCCGCAUAUAUGUACCAAAAUGAAAGCCAGAGAGACUAAGAAGAGGCUUAUUUUAUAUUCAUGGUGGUGGUUGGUGUUUGGGGAGUGCUGCUUUGUUUAGUUAUGCCUUUCUGUCAAAACAGACAGUGGAUAGAUUUGACGUUGUUGUCAUUUCAGUCAAGGGUGUUUCAAAUAAAAUGGAGGAGGGACAAAUGACCUCUUUAAUUUAUCCUGCUCUUCAGACUCUUGAUAUGGAUUUACCAUCAUAUUGGGAAAAUUCACACUUUCCACCUCUGCCCAAAUCACUGAUGGUCAGGUUCUGGAGUGAAUACUUUACCACGGACAAAUCACUUGCAAAAGCUAUGCUCUUCAAGCAACAUGUACCAGUGGAAUCAAGCCAUCUGUUCAAAUUUAUUAAUUGGAGUUCUUUGCUCCCUGAGAAGUUUAAGAAAGGGCACUUUUAUAACAGUCCAACUUAUGGUAGUUCUGAGUUGGCUAAAAAAUAUCCAGGAUUUCUCGAUGUGAGGGCAUCCCCCUUGUUAGCUGAUGACAACAAAUUGCGAAGUUUACCCUUGACCUAUGUCAUCACCUGUCAAUAUGAUGUCUUAAGAGAUGAUGGAAUCAUGUAUGUCACCUGACUUCAGAAUGCUGGAGUUCAGGUGACCCAUAAUCAUAUUGAGGAUGGAUUCCAUGGAGCACUUUCCAAUUAUGCACUUAAAAUUACACAUAGAGUAGAAAAUCAGUAUAUGAGUUGGCUAAGUGAAAAUCCAUAGUAAAAAUCUGAGGAGGGGUUCAUAAAAUAUAUAUAAGCCCCAGAAUAGGAAACAACUUAGAAUCAAAGGUUAUGUUUGGAUUGAUGUUUAUCAUCUGUGACCUUUCUAAAGUCUUCAUAGCCAUCAUGUUGUUUGUUUUUUAACUUAGGGAGUUCUCUAUUUCUUGUCCUAAGUGUUGUUUAUUCACUUCUGUACCUUAGAAAGUAUUUACUUUCCUGUAUAUUCUUUUCUUGCUGCUGUUACUCAUUUCUUUAGCUCUAAUUCACAGCUCUAGUUUUUUUUUUUUGUUUUUUGUUUUUAAUAUUUAUUUUAUUUUUGAGAGACAGAGCAUGAGCAAGGGAGAAGCAGAGAGAGAGAGGGAGACAGCACAGCUUCACCUGAGCCAAAGUCGGAUGCUUAACCUGACUGAGCCAUCCAGGUACCCCACAGCUCUAGUUUUUUGAUUGCCUGACAGUAUUACUAUUGAGAAGAAAGCUUCAACACAUCUGGCUUGUGAAAUGCCAGAGCUUCAACUGACAUGGGUUUAGGGCCUUGAAAUGCUGCCUUGUAGGCACUAAGACAGUUAAAUAAUACCAUUUCAAAAAGGAGAGCUCUUUUCAAUGCUAAAAAUAUAGGAUUUUUCUAAUCUAUGAAAUUAUAAAAUAAACUUACAUAAGUUUAUAUAUUCAGCAUUGUCUUCAAUAGUGUAGUAGCCAAGAUGUCUGAAGAAAACCUUAAAGUACAUACACCUCAACCUGCUGCAUGAAAUAAAUAACAAAUCUUUACAAAUCAUGAAUGGUUGAGUGAAAAGUAGAGGAAUGUUCAGGGCCAAAAACGUUAAGAAGGUGCAAACCCAGAUUCCUACCUGAGAUUUAUCUCUGACAUUAUAAGUGACACCUACCUCUAUCAGGUGGCCUGAGGUGGUGGGAGAUAUUUGCAUCAUUGCCCAAUGAUAGGCAAAUAAUUUUCUUUAAUCAGGCAGUUCUUAAAUCUAUAAUCCUGUCUUAAAGUGUAGAUUUUAUUAUUAUUAUAGUAUGGUGAGGCAAACAGAUCAGGAGGUGACUCUCGUUGGAAAGUUUGUUACUCACAGGUGGCCAGAGGCGUGAGUAUGAUACUUCAUGAGGGGACCACAUGGGGAAGCCCCAGAGUUGGUCUGAAGGCAGAGAGAGCAAGGGGAAAUGUGAGUGAAAAACUCUUGUGGUUUCCACAGGAAUAGGCAAGGCAGAGUAAACAGGGCAAGUAAGCAGAGUAAGUAAGAUUGGGCAGCAUGAACAAUUUCAGUGGACUUUGAGGUACUGGGGCUAUUUCUGUUUGUCUGGUACCUGGUCCUGAGGUGAUUUGACUAAAGGGGUAAUAGUUGUAGGAGACUGGGUGGGUAAGGGUUCUUGGUUGGUUUACAUAUGAAUGGCACACUCACAGGCCAGUUGGAUGCUUAUCUCUAGGCAUUAGCUGACCCUGAGAGGGACAGUCCUUUCCUGGUCAGCAAGUCCUCAGAUAUCAAAACACCAAAGUAUUAGAAAAUAAAAAGAUACCUUAAUACAAAUCCCAAAGGAUGCCACUGGGUAGCAAUAUUUGAGUUCUAUUAGAGAUUCCCUCUGCAGUUGUCUAAGUAGUGUGUGCCUCCAAAAUGAUUCAUGCAGGUACUACAAAAAAAUUUUUAAACACUUCCAAAUACAUCAGAGUUCUAUUUCAAAGUUUUCUUAACUUCUGAAAAAAUAAGAUAUGAAAACAAAACUUGCAAAAGAAUCAGAAAACAAAAACUCUCACUUUUUAAACGUGUAUGUGGGAAGAUAGAUAUAUAGCUAUAUAUGAAAUAUCAUACAGUCUAGAGGACACAGCUAAUCCUGUUGCAUUGAAAGGAAAUUUCAGUCUCAUACACCAAUCACAAUAUGGUAGAAAAAAAAAAGGCUUAAACUUGAACUCAAGAUGUUAGGAAGAAAUUACAUAAACCCAAGAAAAUUAAGGAGAAAGAAUUACCA